CUCGACAGGGGGAUGGGGUUCUGACACUCGCCUACAAGACCACGAACCCUAGGCUACUAACUUAGGCAACUCGAUUGGCCAGAUUCCACAUCCUGCGAACCAAGUUAGUGUAGAAAAGUCCAUCUCAGAUAGGCAGCUCAGUACAGGUAAGUAGCUGGUACUUAUUGGAGUUGAUCCAUCUCCCCUGUGGUUGCGCUCAGCUCCAGUCCAAGAUAACCUGUGGUGUCAAUCAACGCCGAGGGUGUAACAUCGAGUUUCACCUUCAAUUGGAUCUCCAAGAUCUCUUCAUCUUCACACAAGACUCGCCACCCGCGUCACACAGCAUCUUCUGCCGCUCAAAAUGAUUUCCUCCUCGUAUAUGAAUCUGUCAGUCUUGGUAGUCGUAACCAUCCUUGGAGGUUGGUCCUCCCUGGUGGUCUACCGCUUAUUUUUCCAUCCUCUGUCCAACAUCCCUGGACCCAAGCUAGCUGCUCUUUCACGACUCUAUGACUUCUACUAUGAUUGCAUUUUGCGAGGAAAAUUCAGCUUUAAGAUCGAGGAGUUGCACCAAAUAUAUGGACCUAUCGUUCGGAUCGGACCCAACGAGGUGCAUAUACGAGAUCCCGACUUCUUCGAUGAAUUCUACAACGUGACUAGCCGACUUGAUAAAGAUCCGUGGUAUUACGCCUUCAUCGCGUCGCAAGAUGCGGGCUUCGGAACGGCAAAUGUCGACCUCCACAAGGCGCGAAGGAAGGCCAUGAGUCGGUUCUUUGCUUCUUCGGCCAUUUCCAACCUGGAGUCAUCAUCGAGAGAGAAGGUGUUGAAGCUAUGCCAGCGGCUCGAAGAGAUGCGCAAGGACGGCAAACCUGUCAACUUGUCGAAUGCAUAUCGUUGUCUGGCAGCCGAUUCCGUGACCGACUACUGUUUGCCCAAAGGUUUCAACCUACUAGACUCGAUUGAUUUCGCCGACGACUACAACAAGCAGUCCCGCACCAUAUCAUACAUUGCCGUAUGGCACCGCCAUAUCCCAAUUAUCAUCCCGUUGUUCAUGCGCAUGCCGAAAUGGGUUAUGGAAAAGGCAUCCACGGAGGGUGGAAAGAUGGCCUUCGAAUUUCAAGCCGACUUGGCCCGUCAAGCUGCCGAAGUCGUGCAUAUGGAAAAGAGGAGUGACGACUCAGUGCUUGCUGGCAUUGUCAACUCGGACGCCAUACCUGACAGUGACAAGACUGUCGACCGCAUUACGCAGGAAGCGCGGACUCUUGUCGGUGCUGGGACUGAGACCACCGGAAUAUCUCUCGAGACCAUCACAUUCCAUGUUCUCUCCAACCCUGAUGUGCUUCGAAGACUGAAGGAAGAAUUGUCCAACACAGCAGAUGGAUCCAAAGGGUCCGGAAGUCGCUUGACCACUUACAAUGUAGUGCAACGCCUGCCAUAUCUCACAGCCGUCAUCAACGAAGGUCUGCGCCUUUCCAACGCCGUCUCCGGUCGACUCGCAAGGGUAAAUCCUCGAAGCGCGAAUAUAUAUAAAUCCUAUCAUCUACCGCCGGGUACUGUCGUUAGUAUGUCGAUCAAGGACAACCACACCUCCGAAGGCAUUUUUCCGGACGCUCUGUCCUUCAAGCCCGAACGGUGGUUGGCGGGAGGCGACGAGGUGAAAAGACUGGAAAAAUACUUUGUGCCGUUCGGCCGUGGUGGAAGGAGUUGUAUUGGAAAAGAGCUGGCACUCAUGAAUCUCUACUUGACGAUCGCAAGUUUCUUUCAUCGAUUCGACGCAGAGAUGUUUGAGACGAAGAGAAAGGACAUGGAGAUUGAGCAUGAUUUCUUUUCACCCUUUCCAGCAGCGGACUCCAAAGGUCUCAGAGUGGUGCUCAUGUGAGACGAUGGUCAUGCUUCAUGUAGCAAGCAGAAGCAUUUUGCGAGACAGGUCAGCGGUUCAGACAAUUCACCCAGACGACGAGACGACGAGACGACGACAUGCGAAGCCGGCCUAGUAGCCUAAGUAACGUGGCUGGCAUUCUAUCGGCUGCUCAGCAGAAGGGGGUAAUCGAGCGGCGGGUGGGUGGCAGGCCUAUUUAAGCC
Exophiala xenobiotica is the source of this 2058-nucleotide messenger RNA. RefSeq lists its product as uncharacterized. Bases 341 to 1855 code for a protein of 504 amino acids. NCBI's taxonomy places the organism in Eukaryota, Fungi, Ascomycota, Eurotiomycetes, Chaetothyriales, Herpotrichiellaceae. Gene Ontology annotation, molecular function: heme binding; monooxygenase activity; iron ion binding. The record is from RefSeq and is a predicted model, not a curated record. The transcript is spliced from 3 exons.